Daucus carota subsp. sativus is the source of this 1666-nucleotide messenger RNA. RefSeq lists its product as uncharacterized. The record is from RefSeq and is a predicted model, not a curated record. The transcript is spliced from 4 exons. NCBI's taxonomy places the organism in Eukaryota, Viridiplantae, Streptophyta, Magnoliopsida, Apiales, Apiaceae. The coding region runs from base 434 to 1513 and encodes 359 amino acids.
UAUGUAAUUAAACUUUUAAUUCAAAAAAAAUCAAUCAAAAAUAAUACGUUUAGCUACCCGAUCAAAAAACUUAAAAAUACGUGCCGGUGAAAGCGUCAAAUAAUAAAAAAAAAAAACAGAGGGAGCAAGUAGUACAAAGGAGUACCCAGUUUAUACCAAUUUUGAUUUUAACAUGACAAUAUAACUACUCUAUACCUCACAGAAUAUAAGAAACCUUGAAUCAUGCGACUUUACAGCUUCUGACUCUUGAAAUUUUAUAUGGGAACUCUACGGGUCAUUCAAUGAGAUGCAUUCUCAAAGUUGCUCUGGAUGCAUUCAUUUAUGUCAUGGGCUAAUGGGAUUUCAAGAGUCCAGUUUAGCAUGUAUAAAUACAUGACUGAGAUGAGAUGAUGUGUUAUAGCGUUAUACUCAUUCCAUAAGUUAAGAAAUAAACAUGCCUUCAGGUCCAAAGAAGAGGAGAGCCCAGAAGAAAAAGAUUGAAGAAGCUGCUGCAGCAAGAGUGAACAAUGAGAAUGAAGCAACAAUCACAGCUAGCUUAAAAGAGAAUAGCCCUGUGAUGGAAAAGGAGAGUACUGAUGGUGUUACUGUUGUGCUUGAUGAACAAAAUAUUGGUUCUCCGAAGCGGAUAGUUCUGCGGGAGAGUAAGUUAGCCUCUGAAGUUCUUGAAAUCAAGAGAAAGGAUUCCGGUGAAGGAAAUAAGGAAAAUGAACUGCUUUCUGAAGUUUAUUCUGAUGCUCAACCGUUAAAUGUUGCUGAACCUGUUGAAAAAAUCCAUGAUGAUAAUAAUGUGGUUGGAAAAUCUUUUGCUGUUGCUGCACCUUCUGUAAUUGAACUGGAUUCUGAAGAUGAAAAUGAUGAUUCAAUGAUGUCUCGUGUUGCUUUUGAUUUGGAGGGAAAAGAGACUGGAGGCUCUAUAGAGAAUCCUGUGCCCACGGAGACUUAUUCUAGUGUUCUUGUUUCAGAAUCCCCUGAUAUGGACAGUGCAGUGAUUUCUCCGACAACAAAGCCCUGUGAUCAGGAUCUGGUUGCUGCUAAAUGUUCAAAUGCUGAAACUGCUGCAUCAAAUGAGGUGGAUGCUUCACAGAAAACAGAAGAAGCUGGUCAGGUGGAUGAGGUGGAAGCCGCGAUGAAGAAUAAUGCAGUGUCGGGAUAUGUUAAUGACACAGAGGAAAGUACUUUAGAAGCUGUUGUGAAGGAUCAAGAAACUGCUGCAGCGAAUGAGGUGGAUGCUCCAGAAACAGAAAUAAACCAAGAAGCUGCAAUAUUCGAAGAUGUUGAUGACAGUGAAAGUACUAUAAGAGAUGAUGUUUUAAGGGAGGAAACGAAGGCCACACCCAACAAUUUAGAAUCCCCUGUCUCUUCAAAGCCGGUUGUAACUUAUGAUGCUGUUUCAACUGAAUUAGUGUCGACUAGAGUCGGAAAAGAGCUAAAAGAAGUGAAAGAGAUGGUAGAGGAUGUUUUGAACCGUUUGAAUGCAAUAGAUGCAUUGUUGCAGAUGGACUUCAGUGUUUGAAGUUUGCUCUGUAAUCUGCUUUGGGAUAACAUUUUUAAUAUUAAUGUAUGCAUUUCCAUGCUUUUUCCUAUAAAUUACUACUAUUAUAUGUUUUGAAAGUACUUAUCGUUAUUCGGCCGAAGAUGUGUUAAAUUGUGUCAUUCUUUGACUUCG